CUCCCCGCGUGCAGCUCCCCGGUCUCCGGUACAUCAACUUAACGGAUCUGCUGAAUGUCCGGUACAUCAACCUAACGGAUCUGCCGAGUGUCCGGUACGUCAACUUAACGGAUCUGCUGAGUGUCCGUGACGCACGAGGAUCUGUGCGAAGAAGGACACCCUUUAAGUUUUCUGAAAAACACAUUUCUAUUGUUUCAAAAAAGUAGGCUACUUGUAGCCUAUUAAAUGGUCAAUUUGAAGGAAACGGUCGCUUGUCCGACGAGGAAGUGAUUUAAUGGGGACACACACAUAACACACUUGUGUGCAAGAUGCUGGCCAUCCCGAGCGAGGCGGACUCUUCAAAAGAAGGAUCGGAAGGAGUGUGUCGUCGCCGGUACCGGGCUGCAUUUUAAGUCCGUUGCCAUAGUAGCAUCUUUGGACUCAACUCAACCGGAUCAGCCUCCGGUUCAGAACCCGUGUCCGCGUGAAGGGAGAAGUGCCGGGACGUCACCAUGGACAGCGCCUAGGCUCAAGACUCUCCCCGCAUGAUGACGGAUCAUUUCUCCUCCUCCUUCUCUCCUCUCUCCAUCGCUAUGGAAACGGACCCUCUGGGCGGCGAGGCGGCGGGGGGGAACGCCACGGACGCGUCGACGUCGAGCGGGAACUUCUCGGGUCCGCCGCCGCCCUUCGAGAACUCGUGGAGCGUGGCGACCGCGCUGAUCUCGCUCGGCGUCUUCCUGUGCGGCCUGGUGGGCAACACGCUGGCCAUCUACGUGGUCCUGCGCUACGCCAAGAUGAAGACCGUCACCAACACCUACAUCCUCAACCUGGCCGUCGCCGACCAGCUCUUCAUCCUCGGCAUGCCCUUCCUCACCGCGCAGAACGUGCUCUCCUACUGGCCCUUCGGCGACUUCAUGUGCCGCCUCGUCAUGACCACCGACUCCAUCAACCAGUUCACCAGCACCUUCUGCCUGACGGUGAUGAGCGUGGACCGCUACCUGGCCGUGGUGCACCCCAUCCGCUCGCAGCGCUGGCGGCGCCCCCGUGUGGCCAAGGGCAUCAGUGCGCUGGUGUGGACGCUGGCGGUGCUGGUGGUGCUGCCCGUGGGCAUCUUCUCCAGCGCCCAGAACCGCCACAACUCCUGCAACGUCAACUGGCCCGAGCCCAAGGCCCUGUGGGACACCGUCUUCAUCAUCUACACCGUCACGCUGGGCUUUCUGCUGCCCCUGCUCAUCAUUUGCCUCUGCUACCUGCUCAUCGUCAUCAAGGUGAAGUCUGCGGGCGUGCGUGCGGGGCUGACGAAGCGGCGGCGGUCGGAGCGGAAGGUGACGCGCAUGGUGGUGGUGAUCGUGGUGGUGUUCGUGCUGUGCUGGCUGCCCUUCUUCAUCAUGAACAUCUGGAACCUGGUGUCCAUCCUGCCCGAGGACAGCCUGACCGCCGCCGCCUACUUCUUCACCGUCACGCUCACCUACGUCAACAGCUGCGCCAACCCGCUGCUCUACGGCUUCCUGUCCGAGAACUUCCGCCAGAGCUUCCGCAAGGUGCUGUGCCUGCACCAGGCCCGCGGGGCCGUCGCCCACGGCGAUACAGGAUGCCCCGGCCCGGCGGCAGGCAAGAGCCGAGGGGGAGGAGGAGGAGGAGGAGGAGGAGGAGGAGGAGGAGGAGGAGGAGCGGGGUUCCUGACACGGAACCGGCCCGACUUCAACGGACACGCGCAGAACACCCAGGAGGUGUGUCUGGAGGUGUGUGAGAACUCCAAUCGAGAGCUCCUCUCCACAGAGCAACAUCCCAACCGCCAAUCAACAGCCGAACCGCAGAUCAUCAGCCAAUCAACUAUCUGAUGAGCAGCCCAACAGCCAAUCACCAAACUGAUCUACAGGCCAUCAGCCAGUCAACACACUGAUCUACAGGCCAUCAGCCAAUCAGCAGUCCGAACCACAAGCCAUCAACAAUCAACAGCUUAGUCUGUAGCCUAUCAGGCCAUAAUCUGACCUGCAGGCCUUCAGCCAAUCACAAUCAAUGAGCAGAAGUGGUCAUCAAUAACAAGACCUUCAGCCAAUCAAUGAGCAGAAGUGGUCAUCAAUAACAAGACCUUCAGCCAAUCAAUGAGCAGAAGUGGUCAUUGACAACACUGUCCCUGCCAUUGAGACUGCAGUCCCUCGGCCACUGUGGAGCAGUGCUGUGUGUUUGUGUUUAUGUUUGUGUUUGUAUUUGUGUUUAUGUUUGUUAGUCAACAGACUCUUGUGCUGUAUUUAACCGGCCAGUGAGCCUGUUCCCGUAUUCUGAUUUGAGGAUUUAGUCAUAUGAAUGUGACUGUGUGUGAUGUGAGUGACAGCAGGGCUGUGUGUUGUAGUUGUACUUGUCUUAUGGAGGCGUUUAUGGACACUGAGGCUCAGACCUCCAACGCCUCGUCAUCUGAAACUGACCACACCACAGACUCAUGGCAGUGAGGACACUGACCACUGUGAAGUGGUCAGUUAGCCAAUCACAAGAGUGUUGAUCAGAUUCUUCUGACCUGUCUAGACUGUUGACCACAGACCACUGGCCAAUCAAACCACAGGACCACAGGUUAUUAGCCAAUCAAACCACAGGACCCCAGGUCAUUAGCCAAUCGAGCCACAGGACCACAGGUCAUUAGCCAAUCAAGCCACAGGACUAUGGCCAAUCUACACUUGGAACCAUAAAGACUCAUAAAGAUAGGUGUGUGUGUACACACCUACAAAUGACUGUUAAGUGUUGGACACUGGAUCAGAUGACGAUUUGGAUGAAUGAGGAUGAAAACGCCUCUGCUGUGUGUGUGUGUGUGUGUGUGUGUGUGUGUGUGUGUGUGUGUGUGCCAGACACACAGCAUCUGCCUCAAGGAGAACAAACCACUUCUCCUGACACACACGGCCGUGCUGAUGUGUGUGUGUGUUCCCUGUUUGAUUAGGACAGACUCCUGGGCUAAAUGUGUGUAUAAAGGAGUGUGUGUGUGAGUGUGUCUGUCCUCUGGGCUAAAUGUGUGUAUAAAUGAGUGUGUGUGAGUGUGUCCGUCCUCUGGGGUAAAUGUGUGUAUAAAUGAGUGUGUGUGAGUGUGUCCGUCCUCUGGGCUAAAUGUGUGUAUAAAUGAGUGUGUGUGAGUGUGUCCGUCCUCUGGGCUAAAUGUGUGUAUAAAUGAGUGUGAGUGUGUCCGUCCUCUGGGCUAAAUGUGUGUAUAAAGGAGUGUGUGUGAGUGUGUCCGUCCUCUGGGGUAAAUGAGUAACUAGAAGGUCUUGUAGCAACAGUAGUGUUGCUGUUGAAAGAACACACACACACACACACACACUCUCUCUCUCCUCUGAUUCUCCACAUACCCACACACACACACUCUUUCUCUCCUCAUACCCACAAACACACACACACACACACACAUAAAACAGACACACACACACACACUCUCUCUCCUCUGAUUCUCCACAUACCCACACACACACACACACACACACUCUCCUCUGAUUCUCCACAUACCCACACACACAUAAAACAGACACACACACACACACACUCUCUCUCUCCUCUGAUUCUCCACAUACACACACACACACACACACACACACACACUCCCCCCUGCUCUUUCACAGUCUAUUUGCGACAUGACUUCCUGGUGUGAUGCCUAAAACUCUGCCAUAGGACGAGCUUACCUGGUUACAGCUUACCUGUUGCCUGGUUACAGCUUACCUGUUACCUGGUUACAGCUUACCUGUUGCCUGGUUACAGCUUACUGUACCUGUUGCCUGGUUACAGCUUACUGUACCUGUUGCCUGGUUACAGCUUACUGUACCUGUUGCCUGGUUACAGCUUACUGUACCUGUUGCCUGGUUACAGCUUACUGUACCUGUUGCCUGGUUACAGCUUACUGUACCUGUUGCCUGGUUACAGCUUACUGUACCUGUUGCCUACACUGUUGCUUGGUGUGUUGUGAUCUACUGUAAUACAGGUGCUGUGGUGGCGAUGCCAGUGUGUGUGUGUGUGUGUGGUGAUGUCUGUGGUGGCGAUGCCAGUGUGUGUGUGUGUGGCGAUGUCUGUGGUGGCAAUGCCAGUGUGUGUGUGUGUGGCGAUGUCUGUUUGUGAUGUCCAGUAUAAAUGUAACAAACACACAAAGACGUCAGUGCUGUGGUGGCGAUGCCAGUGUGUGUGUGUGUGUGUGUGUGUGUGGCGAUGUCUGUUUGUGAUGUCCAGUAUAAAUAUAACGAACACACAAAGACGUCAGUGACGGACCUCCCACAUGAUCAACUGUCACUUUUCAUAUCAGAAUAAAUGUGAAAAAGAACCGUUAGUUGCUCAUUUAUUUCUGUGUGAAGAACUUAAUAAUUCCAUACCAAACCUUUAAAAGCCAGCUGAGCCCAAAUAUAUUCACACCCGUGUCCAAUCUAUAUAUGUAUGUAUAUAAUAUAACAUAAAUAUAACAUAUUAUAAUGAAUUAUUAUUACAUAUUCAUAGCCGUGUCCAAUCUGAAUUCACAUGGUCCAUUCUCUGCCAGGAUAUGACAAAGCACUAGACAAAAGAAAUACAUUGAAUUAAAUGUAAUUUGAGAUAUAAGACUGUCACUGUGUGUGUGUGUGUGUGUGUGUGUGUGCGUGUGUGUGUGUGUGU
Molecule: messenger RNA, 4590 nt
Organism: Sardina pilchardus (European sardine)
Lineage: Eukaryota; Metazoa; Chordata; Actinopteri; Clupeiformes; Clupeidae
Product: somatostatin receptor type 5-like
Exons: 5
Coding region: 525-1820 (431 amino acids)
Biological process (GO): cellular response to glucocorticoid stimulus; neuropeptide signaling pathway; regulation of insulin secretion
Cellular component (GO): neuron projection; plasma membrane
Molecular function (GO): somatostatin receptor activity; neuropeptide binding
Source: RefSeq, a predicted model, not a curated record